AUGAGCUCAAACAUUUUGGUCACCGGCGCCGCUGCUUAUGUUUGUGGCUCCAAUGUCGCCGACUUUCUAUCCAGCAAUGAUCCAGUGCUCAAGGAAAGUCUCAAUGUUGUGAUCCACACUGCCAGCUCCCUGGACCUAAAUUUGGGGUUGAACCUUCUUGCUGGACUAGCUGAGCAGCAAAAGAGAAGCGGAAGUCAGGCUUACUUCAUACAUCCCUCAGGACUGAGUGCAUUCUGUCCAAAGACUGGAUGGCCAGAAGCUGUGAUGCAAGGUUCUGGUCCAAUCUUUGACACCGAGAAACAAUUCGCCGAUUCUUUCGCUAUUCGGAAUGUCGACGUUACUAUUUUUGAAACUGCCAAAUCGCUGGGAAUAACUAGUUUCAUAGUUGUACCUUCCACAGUUUGUAUUAUGGAAAAGAAACAAGAAAGUUGA
Cadophora gregata is the source of this 432-nucleotide messenger RNA. RefSeq lists its product as uncharacterized. Lineage: Eukaryota; Fungi; Ascomycota; Leotiomycetes; Helotiales; Ploettnerulaceae. The transcript is spliced from 6 exons. The record is from RefSeq and is a predicted model, not a curated record. The coding region runs from base 1 to 432 and encodes 143 amino acids.